This is a messenger RNA of Telopea speciosissima, 2278 nucleotides long. RefSeq names its product MLO-like protein 9. Gene Ontology annotation, cellular component: membrane. Bases 230 to 1846 code for a protein of 538 amino acids. The record is from RefSeq and is a predicted model, not a curated record. The transcript has 15 exons. NCBI's taxonomy places the organism in Eukaryota, Viridiplantae, Streptophyta, Magnoliopsida, Proteales, Proteaceae. Gene Ontology annotation, biological process: defense response.
AAACCGUGUUUGAUGUCUCUCUCUCUCUCUCUCAACAGCUACAAACAACUCGUUACCCUCUCUCCUGAAUUGAAUUUGUUGAAUAAAUUCACGUUAAUCUGGGCAUUGAUGAAGAAGACCAGAUAGAUAUUAGUAGGAACCGUUUUCAUUGAAGAGAUAUUGUUCUCUCUUUCUCUCUUUGCUUUCCUUGGGACAACUCGUUCUGGUUGUUGUAGACUUGUAGGUAGUCAUGGCAGGAGGAGGAGCAUCAAACUCCCAAGAGAGGCAGCUCGACCAAACACCCACAUGGGCCGUUUCCGCUGUUUGUGCCAUUAUCAUUAUUAUCUCUAUUCUUUUGGAAAAAGUUCUUCACAAGGUUGGAGAGUGGUUUACGAAAAGAGACAAGAAGGCUCUGUUCGAAGCUCUUGAGAAGGUUAAAGCUGAGCUGAUGGUUCUAGGUUUCAUUUCUUUACUUCUGACAUUCUGUCAGAGCUACAUUGCCAGAAUAUGCAUUCCCUUAAAGUUUGCGAAUACAAUGUUGCCUUGCCGUUAUAGAGGGAAGGAUCAUGCCGAAGAGGAGGUAUAUCAUCGGAGGCUUUUAUGGAAUGAACAUAGAUUCUUAGCUGGUGGUGCUGGUGGUGCCAGAUGCAAAAAAGGUUAUGAGCCACUUAUCUCCGUAAACGGGUUACAUCAACUGCACAUCUUCAUAUUCUUCUUAGCAGUCUUUCAUGUCAUAUUCAGUGCAAUAGUGAUGAUGCUUGGAAGAUUAAAGAUACGUGGAUGGAAAGAAUGGGAAAUUGAUACAUGGCAUGACUAUGGGUUUUCCAAUGAUCCAUCAAGAUUCAGGCUUACUCAUGAGACAUCUUUUGUGAGAGCUCACAACAGCUCCUGGCUUAAGACUCCAUUCUUCUUUACCUUUGUUUGCUUUUACCGACAAUUUUUCAGGUCUGUUCGUAAGGUUGACUAUUUGACUAUGCGCCAUGGAUUCGUCACGGUUCAUUUGGCUCCAGGAAGUAAGUUUGACUUCCAAAAGUAUAUUAAACGGUCACUAGAAGAUGAUUUUAAAGUAGUGGUGGGAAUCAGUCCUGUGUUAUGGGCUUUGUUUGUGUUUUUUUUGCUGUUCGAUGUUAAAGGAUGGCAUGCACUGUAUUGGGAAGGCACGGUUCCUCUAAUUGUAAUGUUAACAGUUGGAACUAAGCUUCAAUCGAUUGUAAUAAAAAUGGCCCUUCAAAUCCAAGAAAGACAUGCAGUGGUUCAGGGAAUUCCUCUUGUGAAAGUCAGUGACAAGCACUUUUGGUUUGGCAGGCCUAAGUUAGUUCUGUAUCUUAUCCAUUUUGUUCUAUUUCAGAACGCAUUCCAAAUAACAUAUUUCUUGUGGAUAUGGUAUGAGUUUGGAUUGAAAUCUUGCUUCCAUGAGAACUUGAAGUUUAUAAUCGUAAGAAUUAUUAUAGGGAUUGGAAUCUUAGUUACGUGUAGUUACAUAACCCUCCCCCUCUACGCCCUGGUAACUCAGAUGGGAUCAACUAUGAAGACAACUAUAUUUGAUGAGCACACAAAUAAGGCCCUUAAGAAGUGGCACUUGACUGCUGUAAAUAAGACAAAGCCUGGACAGCCCUCUGCUAAUACCAUUGGUGAAAACUUUGGUGAAUCAACUGGGCAAUCCUCACUUCCCGGCUUCAAGACUAAUGGUGAUCGCUCAUUACACUCUGACCAUGAAUUAUCUGACAUGAAAGCUAAAACAUCACCCAAAUCAUCAGCUGCCAACCUGAUAGCCGACGUGGACAAUGGUUGUCCACAGCCUGGAACAAUGGAACAGCAGCACCGUGAUGGCGAACGCCAUAAUAAAGAUGACCUACUAAGUUUAUGAUGAUGACGGCAACGUGAAGACGUUAUAUACGCUGUUGUCAUGGUUGAGACUGCAUUAGAGGUGGUUGUGAUGGAAUGGAUCAGUUUUCACUUAAAUGCAGUGAUUAGGACAGGUUAUGGGAUAUGGUUUAGUUGAAUGCCAGCCAUUUUUUUUGUAUACUUGACAUGCUUGUUGUUCAUAAGUGAGUAGUUGUUGCCAUAUACAUCUGUUAAUGCAAAAUGCAAUAUUUUUAUGGAUCAGUGGAAAACAGGUAGUUGUAAGUGGUUGCAAAUGUUUCUUGUGGGACUAUAGUUUGGGUUUUGUUUUGGAUAUGAGAAGUUAUAGACCAUCUAGUGAGCUCUGAGUGAUCAACCCAAGCGCCAAGGUUAGAACUUAGAAGUGCUGUUAUCUUUGGGAGUACAAGCCAAUCUUAAGGGGUGUACUGUGGAUGCA